Messenger RNA from Leishmania braziliensis MHOM/BR/75/M2904, 1170 nucleotides. RefSeq lists its product as hypothetical. The record is from RefSeq and is a predicted model, not a curated record. NCBI's taxonomy places the organism in Eukaryota, Euglenozoa, Kinetoplastea, Trypanosomatida, Trypanosomatidae. The transcript has a single exon. Bases 1 to 1170 code for a protein of 389 amino acids.
AUGCAGAACCGAGUCGCAUUCUACAAACCUCUGCAACGGCAGCCAUUGUCGGGAAGAAUUGGAGAGCUGAUGCCGAUGGGGUCGCACCCAUUCACCUGCUUCAAUCCGGAUACGGUGCGCCGCAUGUCCAGUCGCUAUGGCGUCCCCGUGGACGAUGUGGUUGCGGCGCUGCGUGACGCGAGCGGCGAUGUCAAUGUUGCCACCGAGCUGCUUGAGCAACGACUGGACAUCGAGGUAGGCUUUGGCAGCUAUGGACUCGUCUGCUUAGAGUCGUACGCGCCAGAGACGUUUUGCCUGGUCUCAUACAACCUGCCCACAUUCGCCUCCACGCAAACGGAUGAGGUGCUGGAUGCGAUUCAUGAGCUGACGCUGUCAGCGGCGGAGCUCCCGCUGGACACCCCACACGACAGGCUCCUGGACAAGUUUCUCAAUCACUGGACGACAGAGGAUGACGUUCCAUGCGGGGCCAUGUUGCGAGCGUACGAUAUGACGGUGCAGCACAUCCUGCUGUUGCCGUUCGGCGACUAUGGCGUCCAGGGCUUUCACGUGCUGAUGCCGGUGAAGGAGGGGACGCCAAACAUAGGUGUUGCGGCUGCGGCCUGCUGCAUGGACUUGCGCACCGGCAUUCACAAUCGAUUCCGGUUUCAUGUUGAGCGCAUCGCCGACUCCGUCAGCGAGCACGUGGUGCAGGAGAUGCUGCAUUACAACCAGGGUGCUCACCUGCUGCGCCAGCCGUACUGGUUCCGACCCGAGUAUAGCGUGGAGGAAUUUAUCCGCUUCAAGGAGUCGCUGCUGCAGCCGAGCGCGUCGAUCUUUGAGAUGCGCUAUGCCUUUUUGUUCGCACCACAGUAUGGGCUGCCCCACUACCGCAACAUCGUCGAAAUGGAGAAGCUGAAGAUUGCACAGCACAGGUAUGAGAAGCAUUACGAGGACUUCACCGCACCGGGAAAGUGGCUGACAAGUGACAACGCCCAGCUGCAGACCGUGGCAGCCAGCGCAGGCGGGUCGAAUGUGCCGGGAGGUGCCAUGCACAACCACACGAACGACCCCGCGUCCAUUCAAACAGCGAUGGAGACCCGCACCGGCCCACUGCGGCGUACGCUGGCGCAGUCGAUGCAGGCGCACGGGGACCGAGUCUUCAACCGCUUUUAUCGAAACAACGCUCACUGA